Messenger RNA from Megalops cyprinoides (Indo-Pacific tarpon), 1190 nucleotides. RefSeq names its product MYST/Esa1-associated factor 6 (gene meaf6). The record is from RefSeq and is a predicted model, not a curated record. Gene Ontology annotation, cellular component: NuA4 histone acetyltransferase complex. Lineage: Eukaryota; Metazoa; Chordata; Actinopteri; Elopiformes; Megalopidae. The coding region runs from base 79 to 681 and encodes 200 amino acids. The transcript is spliced from 8 exons.
AGUUUGUCCACACGGGCGCCUUUUUGCGCUGGCCUAGCCUUUGUGUUUUUGUGUGUAUUUUCCUUUCUGAGAUCCGAAAUGGCAAUGCACGCUAAAGCUACACCGCCGCAGAUCCCAGACACACGCCGGGAACUGACAGAGCUGGUGAAGCGGAAACAAGAGCUUGCGGAGACAUUGGCGAACUUGGAGAGACAGAUCUAUGCGUUCGAAGGGAGUUACCUGGAAGACACUCAGAUGUACGGAAACAUCAUCCGCGGAUGGGAUCGUUACCUCACCAACCAAAAGAACUCGAACAGCAAGAAUGACAGAAGAAACAGAAAGUUCAAAGAGGCUGAGCGCCUGUUCAGCAAGUCCUCAGUCACCUCAGUUGCGGCUGUCAGUGCAUUGGGAGGGAUACAGGACCAGCUAAUUGAAAAACGAGAGCCCGGCAGCGGGACAGAGAGCGACAACUCCCCGGACUUCCAGAACCAGGAGAACGAGCCGAGCCAGGAGGACACGGAGGACGCGGACGGCACUCUGCAGGGCAUGAAGCCCCAGAAGGCCGCCUCGUCCUCCUCGGGCAGUCACCACGGUAGCCACAAAAAGCGCAAGAAUAAGAACCGGCACAGCCCGUCUGGCAUGUUUGAUUAUGACUUUGAAAUCGAUUUGAAGAUGAACAAAAAGCCAAGAACCGACUACUAGACCGACAGACGACCAAUGAGACGAAACGAGAAGGGACACCAGCGUCGGGGGGGGCUAUCAGGAGCUAGUGGGAGUGGCCACCCGGGCGCAAUCCGCACAGCAACGUGGACACUGACUCCUCAGUUAGUGAAUUUCUCCUCAGAACUGCUUCACUGCGUUCCUCCUCCGUGGCUGUCUUAUCCGUCGGCUACCCUUGCGUGUUACCUGUGCUGCAUCAGGGGAUCUUGGAUCUCUCAGGUCUUGGUCCUCCUUGCCUCAUUGUUAGGUGUCAUAGAAAACCGACAUGUGUUCAUACGUGCCCCUCUCAUUCCACCACCAGGGACAGUAGACUUUAGAUCUGUUCAAAGCAUGGAAUCAUUGCAUGUAGAGCCUGAUACAAAUUGCGUAGCAGAUCACAUUUUAUUUGUCGCAUAACAUUGAUGAUCCUGUAUAAAUAUUACAAUCAACAUUUUUUGCGUCCAUUGUGACCGCUAAUUGGAUUUUAAGGACGUUUCUUUGACUUUUUGUGG